UCUUAUAGCAGGAACCGAAAGACAGGCUCGCAUAUUUCUCGGCAUUGCUGCGGUUCGCCGCGUGCUCAAAAAAACCCAAAGAUUUUCAAAACCCUAACAAUUCCUUCGGACGGAAAACGAUGGCGGCCACCCUCGACGAUGAGAAGAUCAAGAACAUCACCCGCCAGGUUGAGUUUUAUUUCAGCGACAGCAAUCUGCCGCGGGACAAGUUCUUACGAACUACUGUGGAGCAAAGCGAGGAUGGGUUGGUGGACUUGGGUUUGAUCUGCUCUUUUUCGCGAAUGAGAAAUUAUCUUGGUAUUGGGGAGGUGAAGCCGGAGGAGGUGUCGGAGGAGACAGUGCUUGCCGUUGCGGAGGUCCUGAGGAAGUCUUCUUUACUCAGAGUUUCAGAAGAUGGAAAGAGGAUUGGCAGAAGUACUGAACUAUUAAAACCAGAAGAAGUGAUAGAACUUGUUGAUUCAAGGACAGUGGCUGCAUCACCUUUGCCAUAUGAUGUUAAGAUUGAAGAUGUGCAGGCAUUCUUUGGUGAAAAAGGAAAGGUGAAUAGUGUAAGGCUCCCACGACAUAUUGGUGACAAAAGAGCAUUUUGUGGUGCCGCUUUAAUUGAAUUUUCAGAUGAGGAUGAUGCUAAAAGGAUUUUGCAGGAAAAGUUGGUUUAUGCGGGUGUAGAUUUAGAAUUAAAACCAAAAAAUGAGUUUGAUGCUGAGAGGGACAAGAAAAGGGAGGGGCUUGAAAGAAACCGUUCUAAUAAGGAUAGCUCUAAUAAGGAUAGUUCAAACGAGAGCUACCCAAAAGGCUUAAUUGUUGCCUUCAAGUUGAAGCCUUUGACACCACAGAAUGAUUCAGAGAGCGUGAAAGGAAUAGAAGAUGAUACAGAAGCAUCAAAAUCUAGCAAUAUUGAGGAACCAACAGAAAACAUUGAUCAUGAAGAGAAAUCUUCUGAAAAUGUUGGGGAGGAGGAAGGGAAAGGGAAUGCUGAAGGUGAUGAUAUUGAGAAUGAGGGAAAGGCCGCUGUUGAUUCUUCCCAAAAUAAUGAAAUUGAGGCUGAAAAAGAUGUACAAGCCGACGAUGGAAAUAAACCCACUGGUUUAGCUGAUGAUACAGUUGUGGUUACUCGAGAGGACCUAAAAGAAGUUUUACAGAAGUUUGGAAUUGUAAAG
This is a messenger RNA of Phalaenopsis equestris, 1160 nucleotides long. Its product is annotated as la protein 1. Gene Ontology annotation, molecular function: mRNA binding. Gene Ontology annotation, cellular component: nucleus. The record is from RefSeq and is a predicted model, not a curated record. Lineage: Eukaryota; Viridiplantae; Streptophyta; Magnoliopsida; Asparagales; Orchidaceae. Gene Ontology annotation, biological process: RNA processing.